Messenger RNA from Linum tenue, 914 nucleotides. Lineage: Eukaryota; Viridiplantae; Streptophyta; Magnoliopsida; Malpighiales; Linaceae. The record is from the annotation of a GenBank genome assembly.
GUCAGAGAACAAAAACCGCUCUCUACCCUACUUCGACGGCAGGACAGACGAAGGCGCCGCUGCCAGCUAGACGCUAUCCGCUUGCGAGUUUCUUCCUCGACCUUUAAAUUUUCUCUGAUAUUCUUCUUCUGCGCUCCAAGAGUAUGGGUGUUACAAAGGAGCAGUUGCUUGCGCGCUUGAAGUGAAGAGUAUGGCUGAAAAUUUUCAUUUUCAUGGUGCUUUGCCCUGCGAUGGUACUUCAGGAGCUCGGAAUCAAAUUUGAGCAGUACGAACAUCCUGCUGUUUUAACUGUAGAAGCCCAGGAAAAAUAUGUGGGGGACAAAGGAGGUGGACUCAGAGAAAAUUUAUUCUUGAAGGACAAGAAAAGUAGGUUCUACAUUUUUUCAGCUCUUGCAGGUGCUAAAGUUGAUAUGAUAGAGGCUUGGUUUGGGGAAAGGGGGCAUAAGAAUGGCUCCGGACGACGCAUUAGGACAGCUACUUCAGAUAUUCAAGCUCGUGAUCUAGAUAAAUUUCUUAAAUCAAUUGGGAGAGAGCCCUCAUAUAGUUACCUUGAGGCUAACCCACCAGUAGGGAAAGACCAACCUCUGGAUCUAGCUAUUUUUGUACCAUCUUGUACAAUUGAUGUACCAGAUGCUCUUGAAAGCAGUACGCCAUCACAAUUUGUGAGUGAGAGUUCUCUUCCGAUUCAAAAGAAGUCCACACCGGCCUCAGGUACUUGCAUGUAGAUCGGUUAGUUACAGACUUAUCAUGCCAACUAUAGUUUGGUUCGUAGAAGAUAAUUUGAAUUUGGGUGGUUUUACCUAUUUGCAUCUCAACACCAGUUUGAAUAGGAUUUGAAUGUUGCACAAUAUGUUUACCAACUAUUGUCAUGUACUCUUUAACAGCUAGUUGCCACAUCCUGUCUAAAUGGUUGG